This is a messenger RNA of Exophiala oligosperma, 2033 nucleotides long. RefSeq lists its product as uncharacterized. Lineage: Eukaryota; Fungi; Ascomycota; Eurotiomycetes; Chaetothyriales; Herpotrichiellaceae. Gene Ontology annotation, biological process: mitochondrial respiratory chain complex IV assembly. The transcript has a single exon. The coding region runs from base 80 to 496 and encodes 138 amino acids. Gene Ontology annotation, cellular component: mitochondrial inner membrane. The record is from RefSeq and is a predicted model, not a curated record.
GGUUGACAUUUUCGCAGCAGCCUCAAUGACAAACACACUGUUCUCUCAUCUUUAAUUACUGUCGCAAUAUAUUCAGACAAUGCCUGUCUUUCCGUCCAAACCCUUCCGCAGAAGCCAAACCCACGGACAAGACUUGGGGGAGCGGAUUGCUUCUUCGUAUCGAAAUAAGAUUGCGCGAAACCCAUUCCUCUUUUUCGGACUACCUUUUAUUGCUCUUAUGGUCUCUGCCUCUUUCCUCCUCACUCCUGCGACGGCACUGCGGUAUGAGAGUUAUGAUCGAAAACACAAACAGUUGACCGAUGAAGAGGUCAUGGAAUUGGGGCUCAAAGGUCCGUCUGGCCAAGGAAGUCUGACUUAUAACCCUCGACGAAGAAAGCUGGUGAAGGGCGAGCUCAACGAAAGAGACGAGUAUUACAGACUCAUGGCGAAGGACCUAGAUAAUUGGGAGCAGAAACGAGUAGAACGUUGGAAGGGUGAGCCAGACGGAAGGCUAUGAAGCCAGCACAGUUCCAAAUCGUCAGAAGCACCGCAUCAACAGUGCAACGAUAUUUUCGGAUCCACCUGCCUGAGUGAAGGUCUAUGAGGACCGGCCGCCUCCACCAAGCAGGCGAAGAUUGUGCUACAGUCGGUAGAGGCCAAAUGCCUGCUCCUCUCGACAAAUAUCGAGCCCAGAACAACUGGCUCUCCUAUUUACGGCGGCCGAAAAUCGAUUUGCAUUGUGACUUCAGAGAUCAACAAGGUGGGCGCUGAAAGCCUCGGGUGGUUCUCGUGCCUAAUAUUAGAAGUUGCUGAGUUCAAGUCACACGAAUCUGUGACAGGGCAACGACAAUAUUCGGCUACGGCGUGGUCUUUGAGUAUCACAAGAACCCCACAGAUACGUCAUUUAAUAAGAAAGAAAUAUGGUCACGGGCCAAACUCGAAGGUAUCUCGGCGCAGAUGAAUAGAAUAUUCAAGGUUCUCCAAGAGAGACUACCAGAAAACGGCUUUUGGAGGGCAAAGCUGCUGAGUGAGAGUGACACUAGAGCCGAGCUUGCAUCACAAGUGAGGUCUAGACCUUUCCCACGAAUCCUGUGUGCAACCACCGUAGAGGAUGACGCCAAUGGUGGGUUUGGCGAGCAUGCAUCCGGAUGAUGCGAGUAGGAAUUGUAGCAGCUCGGUUGAGGAUUGGGGACUGCGGCAUCAGCAACGUGCUGCAACAACCAGUGUCUCGUACUGGUGUAAGAGGAGGAGUUGGAGCAGAUACUGUAGUUCUGAGACCACGGCAGAUGCCGGUGGCACAGACGUCUAGAACUCAGAGUGAUUUGGGCAGUCGGUGCCCUGAAAACGUAAGCCCCGGAAACAAUAUUAGCGUGUCAAAACCACGUUGAUGUGGAGGAGGAAGAGAACAUACUCGUACGAGUACUCGUCCUGAACCGAAGACUCACUCGUACCCUUUGUGUCGGGUCUACAACGGCCAAACGUGGUAAGUGGUGGGAUAGUCACCUAGCUUUGAGAUGGUGGUGAUGAUGCGAAUGACAUUGGGUCAUAUGCUACGUUGUCGGUAGGCGACUGCUUGGUGAACCUGUUCUGAUUGGGUUGACGACGGGCUAUCGGGUGCACAAGGUAGUCAGUGCUCACCCCCGUUGACGAAGGGAUAAUCCACUCUUACUGGCAUUGCAUGGCACUUCGCUUCAAUUGGGGUGGCGUAUCGAUUCCAGCCGAGGGAGAAAGUGGCAUGACCCGAAGGGGAUUCUGGUGUUCGCUUACCAUGGGUUGUCCAAUGCCACGCGCUUGACGUGCACUAGUGAGGAUAAUGGCGUUGAAAUUAUGCAGUACAAUGGUAUAGAGAAAUACCAUUAUCGUGUACGGAACAUGGCAGUCGUGGUUGUUAAUGUCUGAGAGAGGUGUUGGAUUUACAAUCAAACACCAACUGCGAUUUCGGAGUCGUGGUGUCUGUAGUAGUGGCGUAGUCUGUACAGAUUCAUAGGCGGCUCAGUAAAUCAUCGUUCUCUGACCCUUAGAAAAGCCUAGAACAAGGAGACCCUGAAGCCCCG